AUGCUUGGAAAUGGGGUGGUGGGGAUUUUGUCAGAGUCAGUGAACAAGUGGGAGAGAAGAGCACCUUUGACUCCAUCUCACUGUGCUAGGCUGCUCCACAGUGGCAGAGACAAAACUGGGGUUGCCCGCAUCAUAGUGCAGCCCUCCACAAAGCGCAUCCACCAUGAUGCAAUGUAUGAGGAUGUUGGGUGUGAAAUCUCUGAGGAUUUAUCCCAAUGCGGCCUCAUCCUUGGCAUCAAACAGCCCAAGCUGGAGAUGAUUCUUCCUGAUAGAGCCUUUGCAUUUUUCUCUCAUACUCACAAGGCUCAGAAGGAAAACAUGCCACUCUUAGACAAGAUCCUAGCUGAAAGGGUGUCCCUCUAUGAUUACGAGCUUAUCGUGGGGGAUCAGGGGAAAAGACUACUUGCAUUUGGAAAGUAUGCUGGUAGAGCCGGAUUUAUCGACUUCCUGCGCGGGUUAGGACAGAGAUACUUAAGUCUUGGAUAUUCAACACCGUUCCUCUCAUUGGGUGCAUCUUAUAUGUAUACGUCCUUGGCUGCUGCCAAGGCUGCAGUGAUUUCCGUGGGUGAAGAGAUAGCAACUCUGGGACUACCAUCAGGAAUCUGCCCUCUGGUCUUUGUCUUCACCGGUUCAGGAAACGUUUCUUCUGGCGCGCAAGAGAUAUUUAAGCUUCUUCCUCAUACUUUUGUGGAUCCUAGCAGACUUCCAGAGCUAUCUGGGACAGACAAGGAUGCUGCUCAACCUACAAGAUCAUCGAAAAGGGUCUUCCACGUAUAUGGUUGUGUUGUGACUAGUAAAGACAUGGUUCAACACAAAGAUUCCACAAGAGUAUUUGACAAAGCUGACUAUUAUGCACAUCCAGAACACUACAGCCCUGUUUUCCAUGAAAGAAUAGCCCCUUAUACAUCUGUAAUUGUGAAUUGCAUGUAUUGGGAGAAAAGAUUUCCUCGCUUAUUGAGUACCAAGCAGUUUCAAGAUUUAAUGAGGAAAGGAUGUAAGCUUAUUGGAAUCUCUGAUAUAACUUGUGAUAUAGGGGGAUCUAUAGAAUUUGUCAACCAAACCACGCCCAUUGACUCACCCUUCUUCAGAUAUGAUCCUAUGAAUGAUUCUUACCAUCACGACAUGGAUGGGGCUGGCUUGAUAUGUCAAGCUGUGGACAUUCUUCCAACGGAAUUUGCAAAAGAGGCUUCCCAACAUUUUGGAGACAUAUUGUCCCAAUUUGUUGGUAAUUUGGCUUCUACAAGAGACAUCACAAAGAUACCUGGACACUUGACGAGAGCUUGCAUAACCCAUGGAGGAGUACUUACCUCAUUGUAUGAAUACAUUACACGUAUGAGAAAAUCUGGCUCAGAAGAAAUAUUAAAAAGUCCUUCUAAGCACCAAUCUAACAAGAAGUAUAACAUAUCAGUAUCUCUCAGUGGUCACCUAUUUGAUCAAUUUCUGAUAAAUGAGGCCUUAGAUAUUAUUGAAGCUGCAGGUGGCUCCUUUCAUUUGGUUAAGUGUGACGUGGGUCAAUGUUCUAAUUCUAUGUCAUUCUCAGAGCUUGAAGUGGGUGCAGAUGAUAGGGCAGUUCUGGAUCAAAUUAUCGACUCUUUAACUUCUCUUGCUAAUCCAAACGAAAAUUAUGAUUUAAAGCAAGAAAAAAAUAAGAUUUCUCUGAGGAUUGGUAAAGUCCAGGAGAGUCCUAUGAAGGAAAAUGGCACGAAAAGAAAGGUUGGGGUUCUUAUAAUUGGCGCAGGCCGGGUAUGCCAACCAGCUGCUGAGAUGUUAGCAUCAAUUAGCGAAAUGUCAUCCCAGAAGUGGUGUAAAGCAUGCCUGGAAGAUGAUUUUGAAGAGAAGAAUGAUGUGCAAGUUACUGUUGCAUCUCUCUAUCUAAAGGAUGCUGAAGAGAUUACUGAAGGUAUUCCAAAUACAAGAGCAGUUCAACUUGAUGUGACGGAUACUGGCAGUCUUCAUAAGUAUAUAUCAGAGGCUGAACUUAUUAUAAGUUUACUGCCAGCUUUUUGCCACAUUACUGUAGCAAAUGCAUGUAUUGAGCUUAAAAGGCAUCUUGUCACUGCUAGCUAUGUUGAUGAUUCAAUGUCAAAGCUAGAUGAAAAGGCAAAGAGUGCCGGUAUUACGAUUCUUGGUGAGAUGGGCUUGGACCCUGGGAUAGAUCAUAUGAUGGCAAUGAAGAUGAUCAACCAAGCACAUGUCCGUAAGGGGAAAGUCCGGUCUUUCACCUCGUAUUGUGGUGGACUCCCAUCCCCAGCUGCAGCAAACAAUCCAUUAGGAGCUAUUCGAGCCGGGCGCAAUCCUGCCACGUACAAGUCUAGGGGUGAAAUUGUACAAGUUGAUGGAAUGAAUCUCUAUGAUUCAGCUGUGAAACAACGGAUUCCCAACCUACCAGCUUUCGCGCUGGAAUGCCUCCCAAAUCGUAACUCACUAGUUUAUGGGGAAUUGUAUGGAAUAGGACAUGAAGCUUCAACCGUCUUUCGUGGAACCUUGCGCUAUGAAGGGUUUGGAGAAAUAAUGGGGACACUGUCAAGAAUUGGUUUAUUCGAAUCCGAUCCUCAUCCACUUCUCAAGGAUGGAAAGAGACCCACAUUCAGGAAAUUUUUGUCUGAACUUCUCAAAAUCGAAAGUGAAGAUCUGGAUGGACCCUUGAUAGGAGAGAAAGUCAUCCAUGAAAGGAUUGUCAAGCUUGGAUACUGCAAAGAUCAAGAAACUGCAUUGAGGGCAGCCAAGACCAUAACAUUUUUGGGACUUCAUGAUCAGAAAGAAAUCCCUGCCUCCUGCCGAAGUGCAUUUGAUGUGAGUUGUCUCCUCAUGGAAGACAGGUUAGCAUACUCCAGCACAGAACAGGAUAUGGUGCUUUUGCAUCAUGAAGUAGAGGUUGAGUUCCCAGAUGGACUUAGAGAGAAGCAUUCAGGCACUUUACUGGAAUUUGGGCAGACUAAGAAUGGUAAAAUGAUCACCGCCAUGGCUUUCACGGUUGGCAUCCCGGCAGCCAUUGGAGCUCUGCUCAUACUUGGAAACAAGGUCAAAACAAGAGGGGUCUUGAGGCCUAUUGAACCAGAAGUAUAUGUCCCAGCCAUGGAUAUAAUACAAGCUUAUGGCAUCAAGGGCUCCAAUGAUGGGUUUGCAAUGCCUUCCCGAGUUUUGUGGAAAGAGCGCUUGCAACUUAGAGGAGCUCCCUAUUCCUACAUUAAUGUCAGGGAUGGAAAAAGGGUUCGCAUGAGCUUGAAUAGUGAAGUGUAA
Prunus armeniaca (apricot) is the source of this 3240-nucleotide messenger RNA. The record is from the annotation of a GenBank genome assembly. NCBI's taxonomy places the organism in Eukaryota, Viridiplantae, Streptophyta, Magnoliopsida, Rosales, Rosaceae.